CUGACCUGUGGCAGAUAUUGGAAGGGGAAGGAGCCUCCUAUAAAACAGCCCAUGCAGAGCAGCCCAACCCACAGAGCUUUGUUCAGAUCAGCCUUGUAGAAGGAGCCUCAUCACCACCAUGAACUUCUCCGGCAAAUACCAAGUGCAGAGCCAGGAAAACUUUGAGUCCUUCAUGAAGGCAGUCGGUCUUCCUGAUGACCUCAUCCAGAAGGGGAAGGACGUCAAGGGGAUGUCGGAAAUUGUGCAGAAUGGGAAGCACUUCAAGCUCACCAUCACCACUGGGUCCAAAGUGAUUCACAAUGAGUUCACCCUUGGGGAAGAGUGUGAGCUAGAGACCAUGACUGGUGAGAAGGUCAAGGCAGUGGUUCAUAUGGAAGGUGAUAAUAAACUGGUGACAACUUUCAAAGGCAUCAAGUCAGUGACCGAACUCAACGGUGACAUAAUCACCAGUACCAUGACAUUGGGUGACAUUGUCUUCAAGAGAGUCAGCAAGAGAAUUUAGACAAGUCUGCAUUUCAUUCUUUUACUGUGUAAAAAUAAUAUAAUAAAGUGAACUUUGUUUUAAAAA
Orycteropus afer afer is the source of this 568-nucleotide messenger RNA. It is a transcript of the gene FABP1, whose product is annotated as fatty acid binding protein 1. Gene Ontology annotation, cellular component: nucleus; cytosol. Gene Ontology annotation, biological process: fatty acid transport. NCBI's taxonomy places the organism in Eukaryota, Metazoa, Chordata, Mammalia, Tubulidentata, Orycteropodidae. Gene Ontology annotation, molecular function: fatty acid binding. The record is from RefSeq and is a predicted model, not a curated record.